Molecule: messenger RNA, 1072 nt
Organism: Aspergillus pseudotamarii
Lineage: Eukaryota; Fungi; Ascomycota; Eurotiomycetes; Eurotiales; Aspergillaceae
Product: ribokinase
Exons: 1
Coding region: 1-1044 (347 amino acids)
Biological process (GO): D-ribose metabolic process
Molecular function (GO): ribokinase activity
Source: RefSeq, a predicted model, not a curated record
AUGGCUUCAAAACCACAUAUCUGCGUUAUCGGUUCCCUCAACGUCGACUUCGUCACAUAUGCCCGGCGCUGUCCCGGGCCAGGGGAAACGCUAACGGGAUCCUCCCUGUCUAUCGACGCAGGCGGUAAAGGCGCCAACCAAGCGGUUGCAUGCGGACGAGCAGCUUUCACCUCUAAGACACAACAAGAUGUGGCUGUGAGCAUGAUCGGUGCAGUAGGUGCAGGCGAUCCAUAUUACCCAACGCUGCUACAACCAGCAUUGGAAAGGUCCGGGGUGGACACGACGGGAAUCGAGCAGAGAACAGACUGCCAAACGGGCUCGGCGACUAUUAUCGUGGAAGAAGGCGAGCAAGGGGAGAACCGCAUCGUCGUGGUACCAGGAGCAAAUCAUGAUGGAAUGAAUGAUGUUGAUAAGACCCUUGCCGUCGUUCAGACACAGUGUCCUGCUUCGCCGCAGGUCGUGGUUUUACAGGGAGAGAUUCCCAGGUCGACUGUGAUUGGUCUGAUGCAGCAUUAUAAUAGGACCGAGAAUCCGACCAAUGUCGUUUUGAAUAUUGCGCCCGUGUACCCGGAUGGUAUUCCACUGUCUGCACUGUCCGGUACAGCUGUCUUGAUCAUGAAUGAAACGGAGACCGUCCAGAUGGCAGAAUCAAUUCCUGAUUUCCCAGUGGGAUCUCUAAGCGAAGCCGAUUUGCAACCGGAUUUGUUGGCUCCGCUUUUCCACCAGGUGGCUAAGAUUCCCAUUGUUUUGAUCACGCUCGGUGCGAAGGGGGUAUUCUUCUCGACAGCCACUGGCCGGAACGGUUCUGUUCGCGGCGUGCAUGUUAAGAAUGUAGUGGACACCACUGCCGCUGGAGAUACCUUUGUGGGCUACUUCUCGGCCGCAUUCGCGAAGUACGCUGCGGCGGGACAGCCUCUCGAGGGCUUUGAUGCUUUCAUCGAGUCGGCCGUACAGCAGGCGAACCAGGCGGCUGCCAUGUGUGUGCAGAGAAAGGGCGCAAUUGAAAGUAUUCCAUUUGCAUAUGAGAUCGCAGUUCACCAAUGAGGCGAAGCAAUACCCGCAGAAUACCACA